Molecule: messenger RNA, 713 nt
Organism: Manis pentadactyla (Chinese pangolin)
Lineage: Eukaryota; Metazoa; Chordata; Mammalia; Pholidota; Manidae
Product: 40S ribosomal protein S8
Exons: 1
Coding region: 23-637 (204 amino acids)
Biological process (GO): translation; maturation of SSU-rRNA from tricistronic rRNA transcript (SSU-rRNA, 5.8S rRNA, LSU-rRNA)
Cellular component (GO): ribosome; cytosolic small ribosomal subunit
Molecular function (GO): structural constituent of ribosome
Source: RefSeq, a predicted model, not a curated record
UCUUUCCAGCCAGCGCCGGGCAAUGGGCAUCUCUCGGGACAACUGGCACAAGCGCCGCAAGACCGGGGGCAAGAGAAAGCCCUACCACAAGAAGAGGAAGUAUGAGCUGGGACGCCCUGCUGCCAACACUAAGAUUGGCCCCCGCCGCAUACACACUGUCCGUGUGCGGGGAGGCAACAAGAAGUACCGUGCCUUGAGGCUGGAUGUGGGAAACUUCUCCUGGGGCUCCGAGUGUUGUACACGCAAAACAAGGAUCAUAGAUGUUGUCUACAACGCAUCCAACAAUGAACUGGUCCGCACCAAGACCUUGGUGAAGAACUGCAUCGUGCUUGUUGACAGCACACCAUACCGACAGUGGUACGAGUCCCACUAUGCACUGCCCCUGGGCCGCAAGAAGGGUGCCAAACUGACUCCUGAGGAGGAAGAGAUUUUAAACAAGAAGAGAUCAAAGAAAAUUCAGAAGAAAUACGAUGAAAGGAAAAAGAAUGCCAAAAUCAGCAGUCUUCUGGAGGAGCAGUUCCAGCAGGGCAAGCUGCUUGCAUGCAUUGCUUCAAGACCAGGCCAGUGUGGCCGAGCAGAUGGCUACGUGCUUGAGGGCAAGGAGCUGGAGUUCUAUCUGAGGAAAAUCAAGGCCUGAAAAGGCAAAUAAGUUCUCUUCCUGUCCUAGCUCAUGUAAUAAAGGGUCUGUUGUUCUAAAAAAAAAAAAAAAAGAA